AUGAACGACACUGCUUCAGACUGCGUCUAUGAUAUACCCACUCCCCUCUCCUACGGCGACUACAUGAAACCCGAACGUGCGCGACUCCGUGCUCGACAGCACUUCAAGGGCAACAAACAUCAAGUCGUUGGGCCAAUGUCACCUUCGGUUUUCAUGGACAAAUUUUGUCCUGUUAACGAGCUGAAUUCGCCGAACGCAUUCCAUAGACUGUCCAGUCGAGGCGCAUUCAAUUCCAUUCCAGCACAUGCCGAGACCAGCGCGGAGAUAUUCACCCCCUUGGCUGUAGCUCUUAACAAGAGCACGAAGCAUAAAUCCCGAUGCCCCGGCUUUACCUUCGAUAUUGCUGCCACAAGAACACUCCGCCAGGAUCGGCGCGGCUACAUGAAGCCUCACAUAUGCUGCUACACCCCGUCCAACUCGGAGACUGUAAGGGCUGCUGAAGUAUCGUCGCGCAUCGACCUUGGGUACGCCGAAUUCUUCAUCCACGUAUCCCCGGACCCCUCGCGCGACUUCUUCAGCGAUCCCCCAUCCGACCUCGCCGAUCGUUCUAUGCACGAGUUCCUUUCAAGUUCUUCUAGUCACCGCCGGCAGAGGUACAUCGAAGACGUCUUUGGCCAGCACAUGUCGUACGUCGCAGAGGUGUUCACCCGUCAACCUCGCAUAUUUGUGUUUUCGGCCAGCCUCCACGGCUCACGUGCAAGACUAUUCUUCUGGGACCGUGCGGGCUGCGUCGUCUCCGAAUCUUUCGACAUACGCAAGGAUCCCGACAUCCUCUGCGAGUUCCUUUGGCGAUUCUCCAACAGAGGCGAUAUAGGGCGCGGCCACGACGUAACGGUCCAACCUGCGCUGCCGGAGGAGGAGGAGUUGUUUCGGGAUGCGCUUCGCCUCUAUGCCGCCACUCAGAUAGGCGAAGGCGAGGACCUGGAGGAAGAAGUGAACCGCCAUUACGCGCCGGGCCAGAUCUAUGCGACAAGCAUCCUGCACCAAGGAUUUAGCUCCUGCGACGACAACACGCGGCGAUACGUCUUCUCCAGGCCGGUAGUUUGCUCGAAUGAGCUAUCGCCCCAUGGAACGCGCGGCUACUGGGCUGUGGACGUAGCGACAGAGACGAUUGUAUUCCUCAAGGACACCUGGCGAGAACUCACAUCAAAAACAGAAGGCGACAUCUUGCGCCGCCUGUACGACCUUGGCGUUCGCAACAUACCUUCGCUGGUCUGGCAGGGAGAUGUUCCAUGGGUGGUACGUUCUGCGGAUACGCGGCGGACACUUCUGCAAACGACACUGACAAACAGGCAUGAUACUUCCUCAUGGAGGUGUCCAGUAGAUGGAACACUGUCCGACGUCGCGACGCGUCGGCACUAUCGUCUGAUUCUGGGGACAGCUGGUCGGCCAUUCAGCACCGUACGUGGCACGAAGGAGCUUCUUCAUGCCAGCCAUGAUGUCUUCUCGGCGAUGCGAGACGCACUGGAGAAGGAUUCACGUGUUCAUCGGGACAUCAGCACUGGAAACAUCGUGCUGGUCACGGAAGAAGGCACGGAUGUACGCAAAGGAAUCCUUAUCGACUGGGAGCUUUCAUGUACGGUGGACGACGAUGGUAACGCGGAGGUGUAUGGACGAGCAGGAACAUGGCGUUUCAUGUCCAUCCGCAUUCUUGAUUGGGCAGAACCAGAUGAAGAAAGACACCGCUUCCAGGACGACAUGGAGUCCCUUCUUUGGGUGGUACUAUACGGCGCCCUCAUGUGGCAGCCGCACAACUACUCUGACGACACUCUUCGAGAUGUGAUGCGCGACUUCUUCGAUUCACGGAUAUGGUUACCCCUCAUGAAGACCUAUCGUGGCGGCGUAGCGAAGAACCUACAUGCUCUCAAUCGCGGGGCGCUUCCAGAUCUUAGGUUCGAUAGUGGUUCUCUACAACAGUGGUUCUCGAUGAUGAUGGCGUACCUUUCUCCGCUUCCGACCCACGCCAAGAAGCCCAAGGACAAAUGGACCGACCACGGCUUCAUUCACCAGUUCUGGACCGAAUUCCUCGACACCCCCACUUUGGAGACGGCGAAUCGCGUGGAGCACACGCCCACGGACAACACUCGGGCAAGCGAUGUGAGUUCGCGCGUAGCGUCAGAACAAUGGAAGACUCCGCCAUUCCCGAAGUACCCCGGCGUGGAGCGGACGCUCUCGCGCUCUCCUUCGCCAGCGAGAAGGGCCUCGACAAGAAAACGGGUACUCUCGACACCGCCGGCAAGUCAGUCUCGGCCCAACAUACCGGACAGUGCGCUGGGGACGUUGCCGCCACGACGCAGUGAAAGGCUUCGUGACCGUCCUACUUCUGGGGGAGUAAGGACGCGAGCUCGGAAGCGAUCAGCACGACAAUGA
Epithele typhae is the source of this 2370-nucleotide messenger RNA. RefSeq lists its product as uncharacterized. Lineage: Eukaryota; Fungi; Basidiomycota; Agaricomycetes; Polyporales; Epitheliaceae. The transcript has 5 exons. Bases 1 to 2370 code for a protein of 789 amino acids. The record is from RefSeq and is a predicted model, not a curated record.